Molecule: messenger RNA, 510 nt
Organism: Glossina fuscipes
Lineage: Eukaryota; Metazoa; Arthropoda; Insecta; Diptera; Glossinidae
Exons: 2
Coding region: 1-510 (169 amino acids)
Source: RefSeq, a predicted model, not a curated record
AUGGAUCGGAACAACAGCGUAGAAGCUCUUAUAUCACUGCUGAUAGAAUCUGCUAAAAUCGACGAUGAAGGUAGAACAGUCGAAAAGCCAUUUCAGGAAUUGGGAUUUUCAGACAAGGCAGUGCAAAUUCUAAUGCAAUUUGUUCACAGCAAACGCAACUUUAUUGAGGGUUCUACAAAAACUGCAAAUAUUAGGGCUUAUCGCUUAGUUAAUCUCGAGUGGCGCCUAGAAAUACGAUUGGCUUCACGUGCUCUAAUGAAGCAGAGUCAAAUAUUUGUUACUAUGAAAUUAUAUUUACAUACGGAACCAAAGAGUGAAAACCGCGAUUUAUUAGAUAAUACGUCGGAACAAAACGCUAUCAUUAUACACGAAGAUGAAAGACGAAAUCGCAAAGACGUUUUAGUGCAAAUAGAUUUGAAUUCUCUGAAGUAUAUGAUACAAUCUUUGGAAGAAGCGCUAACGGAGUCUCGAACACGACGUGUACGUAAUAUUAUAGCCGCUAUACAUUAG